This is a messenger RNA of Cutaneotrichosporon oleaginosum, 1071 nucleotides long. RefSeq lists its product as uncharacterized. NCBI's taxonomy places the organism in Eukaryota, Fungi, Basidiomycota, Tremellomycetes, Trichosporonales, Trichosporonaceae. The record is from RefSeq and is a predicted model, not a curated record.
GUCAAACUCUCGCAGCUGCUAACGAUAGGCGUGUCAUGACGGACCUUCGCGAGCCCCACUUUGCUCUGACGGAGGCAAACCUGGCUGCGCAUACCGGUGCCCCCCUCCCUCCACGUCCGUGGGACCCGGCCGACGCCGCCGUCUUCCAACGCGUGCGCCAGUCUAUCAACAACGUGCCCAUCGACGGAUGGUACGAGAACGUGGUCUACCGGCGCUCGAGCAGCGAGAUAUCAUUGCUUGAUCCGGAAGAGCUGUACGCUUUGGAAGGCAUUGACAACCGCGCGCUCCAGAAUCCGGUCCAGCCUCCCUCGACUCACGCGGGCACGCCAAGCCACCGCUCCACUCCUAACGGCGAGGCGGCCUCUCCCGCCGGCUCCGCGGGCAUCGUCAUCUCCCCCGUACCCUCAAUGGACGAUCUAGCCGCGCCGCCUGGGUAUUUCGCCGUGCCACACGCCCCCACACUGGCGGAAUCCGCUGUGCUCGAGCAGCUUGUGGAACUGCGGGCCCGCGCCGAAAUGGCCGAGGCCCGCGCCCGCUACUUUGAAAUCGCGCUAACUCGAGUCGGACUGGCGCUGGAGGCCGAGCGUGCCCGUGUCCAUGAGGUUAGAUCGACUAUCGCGGAGGCUGGAGACGAUGCGGGCGGACUUGGGCGGCUCGUGCGCCGGCGCUGCAGUAGGGUCAGAUCAAUCAUCGCAGAAGCCGGAGACGAUGUGGGCGGAAUCAAUGAGCCCGGCUGGUCGACGUACUCGCCGCGGUCGACUUCGUCGUUGAAUUCGGCAGCGGCUCCGGCUCGUGCUGACGUCGACGGCAUGGUGAACCACGCGCCGGCGGCAGACGUCGUGGCCCGCGCGUGGAACUUCCUCGUGCUGCAGCCUGACUCACGUCCCAGAAGUGCUGAGGAAGCACGCGAGGGCAUGGCCCGCAUCAGACAGCUCUACGCUCCAACUCACUCUCGUCCUGCCAAACGCCCCCGCGGCUCUAACUAAUGCAGAGCCCCGUCUGUAUCGGCUAGCAGGCCAUGGGCUCGCCCUACUCCUUACCUACGCUUCAUGAAUAUGCAAAUGUGGACCA